Molecule: messenger RNA, 1486 nt
Organism: Zingiber officinale
Lineage: Eukaryota; Viridiplantae; Streptophyta; Magnoliopsida; Zingiberales; Zingiberaceae
Product: mRNA cap guanine-N7 methyltransferase 1-like
Exons: 13
Coding region: 80-1189 (369 amino acids)
Biological process (GO): 7-methylguanosine mRNA capping
Cellular component (GO): nucleus
Molecular function (GO): mRNA 5'-cap (guanine-N7-)-methyltransferase activity
Source: RefSeq, a predicted model, not a curated record
UCGCUCGCACCCAUCGCCGUUAUUUCUUGGAAGCGAAGCGAGAAAACAAGACACUCGAUUUCUAUUUUAAAGCAGGAGCAUGAAGCGGGGAUUCGAAGCAAGUCCUUCCACCUCCUUCGGCCCGCCCAAAUCCAAGCUCAGAUACGAUACCUACGGCGAUUCGCGUGCUUCGGAUGACGAGAGCUUUAAGAAUGCUCGUAGAGUGGCGGAGCAUUACAGUGCGAGGUCGAAUCAGACGCUGGAGGAGCGCGAGGCUAGCCCCAUCAUCCACUUGAAGAAACUCAACAAUUGGAUUAAAAGUGUACUCAUUCAGUUGUAUGCCCGUUCAAAAGAUGCCGUGCUUGAUAUUGCUUGUGGAAAGGGUGGUGAUUUGAUUAAAUGGGACAAGGCAAAAAUUGGAUAUUACUUGGGCGUCGACAUAGCAGAAGGCUCAAUAAAAGACUGCCGAACCCGCUAUAAUGGAGAUUCAGAACAGCAACAGCGCCGGAAGAAGUUUGGUUUCCCUGCACGCCUUAUUUGUGCUGAUUUUUAUGAGGUUCCUUUAGAUAAGUAUUUGCAAGAUGAUGCUCCAUUUGACAUUUGCAGCUGCCAGUUUGCUUUACAUUACUCAUGGUCAACUGAGGUACGAGCCAGGCAAGCAUUAGCAAAUGUAUCUGCCUUGCUUAGGCCUGGAGGAAUAUUUAUAGGAACAAUGCCUGAUGCAAAUGUAAUCGUCAAAAGACUCAGGGAAGCCGAUGGUUUAGAAUUUGGUAACAGUGUCUAUUGGAUAUCUUUUGAGGAAGAAUAUAUGUUGAAGAAAUUUAAAGCUUCCAGUCCUUUUGGAAUCAAGUACAAAUUUCAUUUGGAGGAUGCGGUUGAUUGUCCUGAGUGGAUCGUCCCAUUUCAUGUUUUCAAGUCCCUAGCGGACGAGUAUGGCCUGGAUCUUGUGUUUGCAAAAAACUCACAUGAGUUUGUUAAUGAAUACCUAAAAAAACCUGAGUACGCCGAGCUAAUGCGAAGACUUGGUGCUCUAGGUGAUGGAAAUCACGACCAGAGUACAUUAUCCCAAGAUGAGUGGGAUGUCGCAUACCUCUAUUUGGCAUUCGUGUUGAAGAAGCGAGGCCAACCAAGUUCCGGCCGGAGGAACACCAGCGCAAACAAAGGAAAAAUGUUCAUAGCGGAGGAAGACAUCGAGUUCAUCAGUAGCUGAUAUGAUUCUUUAACUUCCAUUUUGCUUUGGUUAAGAAGGGUGCAGCAUGAACUGCCCUCCCUCUCUUCCUUGCUCAUCAUAUAAAGAGAGUCGGCCCACCGACAUCGACAGAACAAGUUGAGUUAGGUUUAACUAAAAGAUGCUUCGCUGGUGUAACUUGGACAUUGACGGAAAAAAGUUUUACCACCAUAUAAUAGUUGUUAAGCCCAUUAUUAAACCUUAAUCAACUGAUUAAUUAUUACAAAGUCAAAAUGGUAAUAUAUGAACUCAGCUUGCUCUUUUGAGCUUUACUAGUAA